This is a messenger RNA of Babesia bigemina, 762 nucleotides long. RefSeq lists its product as hypothetical. The transcript has a single exon. The record is from RefSeq and is a predicted model, not a curated record. NCBI's taxonomy places the organism in Eukaryota, Apicomplexa, Aconoidasida, Piroplasmida, Babesiidae. The coding region runs from base 1 to 762 and encodes 253 amino acids.
AUGGUGUACAAUUCGUUGACUGAUGCGCCUCACAACGUCAAGGAGUGCGUCGACUGGUUGAUAGCCCUGAGAGGAGCUCAUCCUGACAACAACCUGAAGGCUAUGGGAGUCGCACUUUACGAUUUCCUCGUGGAUAAGCCUGUCGGGAAGAUGGAGGUGCCAGCGCUGGAGAAUGUUAAAAAAAUUUCCAAGGAGUUCAUGGAGCAAAAGGAGCUUAAAAACAUGUGGCCCGCCAACGAGCUGCUGAAGAGAUUCAGUAAGCCCAUGAUUAAAAACAACUACAAACUCCGCAAUAUAUUUACUACUAUAUACGACAGCGAUUAUAAGAACGUCGUAAAUUCUAAGGAUGCCACCGCUGAAACCGUAAUAACGGGCGUAAUUAACCUUACUUAUGGUUGUGAGCGGUUCCUGAACCAUAUGAAAGUGCCUGAACAGUACAAGUCUGCCUACAGUUCGGAAGCUACGUGGGAGUCUUCGUGCUCGAAAAAGCCGGAAGAUUGUGCAGUGGUACUCGUGGGUAUUGCGCCUAUGUUGUACACGGGCAUGCUAUCUUUGUUUGAUGCGAGCAACCCUCCAAUCGUUAGAUGCAGAGCCAAUACAGUGAGUGAGCGUUUGAAAAGAGUAUUAACAGCCUUGGGUUACGUCGAACCAGAAUCCCGCAAUAGCCUGCAUAGAGCAUACGUCCGCAAGGCACUGGUGAAUGUGAAUUUCGAGCUAUUGGACACAGUGUACGACUUCGCUGGCUUUUGGGCUUUCUAUUGA